Molecule: messenger RNA, 2718 nt
Organism: Diospyros lotus (date-plum)
Lineage: Eukaryota; Viridiplantae; Streptophyta; Magnoliopsida; Ericales; Ebenaceae
Exons: 9
Coding region: 258-1991 (577 amino acids)
Molecular function (GO): zinc ion binding
Source: RefSeq, a predicted model, not a curated record
GAAAAUGGAGCCAACGUCGGUUUUCAAUGAGUACGUGGAAACCAAAUAUUCUGGUACGAAAACGAAAAUGACGAAAAUGAAAAUGGGGUUUCACUUUUGGGAGUUUCCCUCCGAGCUCGUCCUCCAUUUCCCGCUCACCAAAUCCCGAUUCAUCUUCGAAAACUGGUUCCGAAUCCCUCAUUCAUUUGCAAAUGGAAUUGAAGGUUAAAUGAGAGAGAGAGAGAGAGAGAGAGAGAGAGAGAGAGAGAGAACGAGAGAUGGUGUGCGGAAGUGGAAAUAACGGAUUUGCUAAGACCAUAUGCUCAAUCUGCUACGAGGAUCUCAAGCCCAUCGUCGAAGACCUCCAAUCCAUCUCCAUUUGCGGCCAUGUCUUCCACGAGCUCUGCCUUCAGCAAUGGUUUGAAUACUGUUCGAACCGGAAGAAGAAGAACUGUCCCGUGUGCAAGCAGGCCUGUGCCGAGGCCAAUGUGGGCAGGCUUUAUUUCCAGUCAGUGGGCGAUCCCACGCAAUCUCAGAAACCGGUUGAUUGCGAAGAGAAUCCGGCGGAGUUGCGAAUGGAAGUUGAGAAAUUGAAGGGGAAGGUUUUGGGGCUCAAUUCGGCUUUGGAGCGUCAGGAGAAAGACGUGGAAGAUCUCACCAAGGAGCUGCUUCUAAGCAAGGAGAAGGCCAAGACAGAAUCAGCACUGAAAGAUGAAGCUUUGCGACAGAAAGUGUCUAUUCAACAGUUGCUUCGUCUGAAAUCAGAGGAACUAGAUAGAUCAACUUUGGAAUGUGCGAGGGUGCAGGAAAGGAAUAUGGCCUUGGCUAAAGAGCUUGCUGCACUCAAGCUGGCCUCUGAUUUGAACUUGGAAGAGGAAGAAAUUCUGAAACUUGCUUCUUUAGGUAAUCAGACCAACAACAAAGACACAAUAGAUGUUCUCAAGAAGACAUUGAUCAUGCGCAACAAGAGUUACAAGGAAUUGAUGGCCAAAUGCAAUGUUCUAGGAAGAGGGGAGGCCCGUUAUCUUCGUAAACUUGAGAAGACAAAAGAGAAAAUGAAGAAGUUGAAGAUUAGGAUCCAAGAACUGGAGACAUCUGUUGAAUUAAGAGACAAUGAAGUUUUGAGAGCUCUAAAAGUUUCCAAGAAAGCUACUUGGGGAGGAGCUACACUGGGUGAUGUUAAUGAGCAUAUAGACUAUGCAUUUGAGGAACCAACUGGGCAAAAAAUUAAUUUGAAUCAAACCAAAAGCAAAACCAACAAUAUAAAUUGUACAAAACUAGAGAAGCCCAAGCCUUGUAAAGCUGAUAAAAGCACUGCCUGUCUUGACAAAGGCAUAGGCUCUUUCCAUCUUAUGGAUGUGGAAACACCUGAAAUAAUCACUUCCAUACCUGACAUUUCCCAACCUUGUUCGAAAGUUGAAAUCAGCGAGGAUUUAUCUGUCUGGACAAGUUGUUUAUCAAGAAAAGAGGGAGAUUCAGAUACAAAAAAUGAAGCUGUAGCGAAUGGACUGUGUGUCAAAGAUGGGGUUUUAAAUUCAAUGACUGGUAAGAAGGGUGAUAUACUCAAUGCUUCAUCUGAUGCUAUGGAUGACGAGAUGGUAUUGCUUCUUGAUGACAUUAAACAAGUUCCGUCCUUUCUUCCUGUUAGAAAAGAAACUCAAUCACCAGUUCCAAUUGCCCAACCAGGUGACCUAUGUUUUUCUGGUGGCCUUCUGGGUCCUGAUGGAGCUAAAAGGCAUUUGGGGAAGUGGUGUAAGCGGGUCCAGGGUAAGGAAUCAGCAACAGCAUCCACAGCAGUGCAAGGAACAAGUGCACCUAGUAAUCUAAUUGUGGUCGGAGCUGAUGGUAGAGGUGGUAAAAUUAAAGUUCUGAGAUCGCUCCAUGAAUCAACAUUGGAUGGCAAGGAAACUUCAACUUGGGCAAAGAAAUGUAAGUAUGGAGCUAAAACAGGUAGUCUUCAGUCCCAAGGGUGCUUGCAGAUAGAACACUUCUUUAGAAGGGCAGGUCAGUAAUCUGAUAAGGAAGGUGCACACAUAAGUUCUGAAUGUAUCGUUAUAAUGUAGGUUGAAGACAAAGUUUGUUGUUGGUCGCUAUUGCACAUUGAUUGUGAAAUGAGAAAAAAAGAAAGAAAGAAAAAGCAGAAAAAAAAAUUGAUUAUCGAUCCUUCUCCGGAGGGUUCCUCUCAGAAAAGUCCAAGAAGCAAACUGCUCCUCGUACUCUGAGAUCAUUGGUUUAUGUGCAUUAUUGCUUCUUGGAGGCCGUAGCAAGUAUUGAACUUGUAAAUUUGCUGAUUGCAAUUGAAGUUGGUAUCUUUGACAAAGCGGGCAUGUUGCAGCAGAUGGUAGGGAAAACAAAUGAAAGAUACACAGACUGGCCAUAUUCCUGUGGGCAUAAGCUUAACAUUAUGUUCAAUGGACUAGAAUCUUCAAAAUUCCUAUGCAUGCACAUUACUUUAGGGUGAAAAAUCUUGAGGUUUGGUAUUGCGGAAGAAAUUGAGGCCCAGGGCCAAGGGAAUCCUAAUUUACUUGUCAGGAGACUGAAAAGGAUAGCAUGGUUGGUUGGUAUUGGUAAUUGGAAUGCUUUUGGACCAAUGCAUGACUAGUGUCUCUCACGUUUUGAGGGCUGCUGCUAUCUCUCACGUUUUGCUAAAAACAUAUGGGAAUAAAAUACGCAUGACCAUUAAUGCAGGUUAUAUUAUUAUUAUUAUUUUUUGAAGGAAUUGUCAAAAGACAUUUUUGU